Messenger RNA from Cucumis sativus (cucumber), 1114 nucleotides. RefSeq lists its product as hypothetical. The record is from RefSeq and is a predicted model, not a curated record. The transcript has 3 exons. Gene Ontology annotation, molecular function: protein binding. NCBI's taxonomy places the organism in Eukaryota, Viridiplantae, Streptophyta, Magnoliopsida, Cucurbitales, Cucurbitaceae. Bases 56 to 829 code for a protein of 257 amino acids.
AACGUCUCAACCAAUAACACACAAUAACUCCGCCAUUUCAUAACCCUUUUCAGCUAUGAAGUCCGCUCUCCUCCGAACCGGCUCCGUUCCCCUCCUCUCUCCCACCACCACACCUUCCUCCUCCUUCUCCAACAACAAACAACCGUUGUAUGGACUUUUCUCCUCCCACAACAGCUCCACUUCAUCUCCCAGAUCAAUCUCUCUACAUUAUUGCACACGAAAUCAUUCUAAUCAUAUCCGAAGAGCAGCGUCCGAGAGCGACAUCGUACGAUCACUGCACCAGGUUUCCAAUACGUCCGAUCAAUUUAGUGGACUCGCAUCUCGGUCUCGAUCUCGUUCUUCUUUUCCUUCCAAAAUUCCAGAGGAGGAGUUUCUAAACGAGGAUCAUGAUCAAAUAUUCGACGGUGAUUCCAUGGAGGAGGAUAAAGUAUUUCUCAAUUCCCCAAUCGGAAUUAAUGACCGUAGUAAGAUCGGAGCGUAUUACGAACAUAUGCUGAAAUUAAAUCCUAGCGACGCUUUAUUACUAAGAAACUACGGAAAAUUCCUACACGAGGUAGCGAAUGAUUCAAAACGAGCGGAAGAAUGUUACAGCAGAGCAAUACUAGCAAGUCCAACAGACGGUGAAUUACUGGCACUAUACGGGAAAUUAGUAUGGGACACUCAAAGAGAUAAACAAAGAGCUCAAUAUUACUUCGAUCGCGCUGUUUAUGCUUCUCCUAACGACUGUUUGGUGACAGGACAUUACGCUCAUUUCAUGUGGGAAGUUGAAGAGGAUGAGGCUGCUGCCUCGGCGGAGGAUUCAGCGGCGGGUAUGGUAAGGGCUUAUUGAUGGAUGUUGAAGAAAUUGGGUUUAGGAGAGAAAGAAGUAAGAAAAGGAGUGGGCAUUUGAUUAUUUCAAGAGGGGAAUAAAUCUUUUCUCUAUUUUAAUUCUAUACUUGAAAAGCUCUUUUACACAUAGAUAUAUUUUCAUUUUUUCUUCUUUUGUUACGUUGUAAAAGUGUAAAGUUAUAAAUUUUUUUGGGAAAGUUUAAUAUCGACGUUUACUUAACAAUUCGAUGCCUAAUGUAAAAAGCAGUCCGAAUAAUAAAAAUGGCUCACAUUUCUUUUUUUCCUA